Messenger RNA from Copidosoma floridanum, 1000 nucleotides. RefSeq names its product tubulin-specific chaperone A. NCBI's taxonomy places the organism in Eukaryota, Metazoa, Arthropoda, Insecta, Hymenoptera, Encyrtidae. Gene Ontology annotation, molecular function: beta-tubulin binding. Gene Ontology annotation, cellular component: cytosol; microtubule cytoskeleton. Gene Ontology annotation, biological process: post-chaperonin tubulin folding pathway; tubulin complex assembly. The record is from RefSeq and is a predicted model, not a curated record.
GUAAAGAUGUUCACUUGAUAAGGAAACAAGAAGAAGUAUUACAAGAAUCUCUUAUGAUGAUACCAGAUUGUCAAAGACGUUUACUCAAAGCUUUUGAAGAUUUGAAAAAAAUGAUUGAUGCUGAAGAAAACUUUGAUGACACUGAAGCAUUUUUUGAAGCUAAAAAUGUUUUAAAGGAAGCAGAAAUUCAGAUUAAUAAAGAUGCAUGUAUUAUUUGAAACAGUUUAGCCUUAAAACGUUCUCAAAUAUAAAAAACUAUUAUAUCAUCCUCAACUUUAUGGUAAAUAAUUUAAAAUGCUUUCAGACGAGUUUGAAAUUAAAAAUCAAUUGGAGGCAUUAAAUUCAACAUUAGAAUUAUGUUUUCCAACUAUAUCAAAAAAAAAAAAAGAUGCUCUUACUUUUAGUGAAUUAUUGUCUAAUAAUAAAAAUUGUUUUCAAACCGAAAAAAAAAAAUUUUUUGUUUCAAACAAAAAUGACGUAAUCUACUUAUGUAGUAAAAACCAUCAAUUGAAAAACAUAUCUUCCAAGCUAAAUAAUUUCUCGAUGUAUCGGGAGUGGAAAAAACAAAAAGUUGUUGUGGAAAAUUUGAGACAUGACAUUAAUGUUUUAUUCAAUAUAUCAAGACAAAAUAAAGUAAAACAUCAGAUAAAUAAUUUGAAGUACCAGCGCAACAUUAUGAAAACGAAGAAAAAUAGAAGUUUUCAUGCUUGUUUGCUGAUGAGAAGUUAUAACAAUAAUAAGAAAGUUAGUUCUACUAUCAAAAUUGAUCAUUGGUUAAAGAAAAAAGAAAACGAAAUUAAUACCGAAAAAGCUGCAGAAGUUAUUCGUAAGAACGCUGAUAUGAUUCUUUUUGAUGUAAGAACCAAACGCACAGGCACUAAAAAGUUUUUAUCCCUUUUACACGAAUUAAGAAAUUUGAGAAAAAUCAAACGUACGCAUAUGGAAUUACAAGAAAAUAUAACUAUCGAUAGAGCUGAGAAAGUUUUUAACUCUAUAAUUG